Stegostoma tigrinum is the source of this 1143-nucleotide messenger RNA. RefSeq names its product bone morphogenetic protein 2-B. The record is from RefSeq and is a predicted model, not a curated record. Lineage: Eukaryota; Metazoa; Chordata; Chondrichthyes; Orectolobiformes; Stegostomatidae. The transcript is spliced from 2 exons. Gene Ontology annotation, cellular component: extracellular region. Gene Ontology annotation, biological process: SMAD protein signal transduction. Bases 1 to 1143 code for a protein of 380 amino acids. Gene Ontology annotation, molecular function: growth factor activity; cytokine activity.
AUGGAACUGUACCGCUAUUAUUCCAUGUAUGUUUCUGUUUGUUUGGCACUAACAUGCUCCAAGAGCAGCGAGAUGAAAAAUCAAUCCAAUCUGAGGUGGACAGACGAAAAACAAAUCCGGAUCGAAGCGAUCAAAAAGGCAGUCGUGGAGCAACUGGGUGUGUUGAGACCACCUAUUUCAGGAAGAAAUCUUUCGGGAACAGAGGAGGAGAAAAUGCAGCAACUUUACCUACAGCGUGUGAGGCACUUCGAUCAAAAUCCUGGCUUGACCAACAGGAAGGGUAUCAGAAUGAGUUCUGUCAAUAUCUUUAUGGAGAAGGGGACAUUUUUGGAAACCACCCGUAGAACAACAAAUUACCUGACCAGCAAUAAAAAGCGACUGUACUUCAAUAUUACCAUUACCAGGAACUGGCUUGUCUCUCCCGAAAUAAAAAUUUUGAGAGGUGAACUUAAACUCUACAAACGUUUACAGCAAGAAAUAAAUUUACUUCAAAAAAAGAGAGACGCAAACCUACAGCUUGUGAAAAUCUACCAGUUGCUCAAGCCAGCAGUUGAAAGGAAAGAAUUUCAGCUCCAUUUCCUUGGCAGUAAAGUCAUUACAUCAAAUGAUGAGAAGGCCGCAAUGUUUGACAUUCGAAAAACAGUUGAAUACUGGAUAAACUAUCCACAGGAAAAUUAUGGUCUUGAACUUGAAUUGAUUCCUUGGUUUGCAAGUCACAAACACAAUCCUGAUGACAUAGUGACCAUUGAAGCAGAACUAGAAAUAGAAAUGCAAAAGGUUUUUAAAGAGGUCCGCACACGUCGUGAAAGCCACACAGAGGAUUGCCAGAGAAAUCAAAUACAGUGUUGUAGGCGACCACUACACGUAUCUUUUGAAGAGAUUGGAUGGUCAGACUGGAUUAGGGCCCCUCUAAGUUAUAAUGCCUUUUACUGUGAGGGUACUUGUCCUCAAAAGUACAAACUUGCCACAAUGCAUACACUAAUCAAAUCAAAGAUGAAUCGUCUUUCUAAUGGAGCUAUUCCUGCACCUUGUUGUGUUCCUGCAUCCUAUGAACCACUAACUCUCCUGCAUUUUAACAGUAACAGCAAAUUAACACUUACAGCAUUUGAUGACAUGAUUGUGUCCAGAUGCCAUUGCUCAUAA